AAAUAAUCUGCCUCAUAAUAUACCUAUGAAUCAAAACGAGAGUUCUGAUAUAAUUGAGAAGCUGGACCUUCAUAUUAGUUGUCGAUAAUUGGACGAUCUAAACAUUGUCUCAGACUUAGAUCCUUACGUAGUAAUCUAUUAAAACAAUAAUAACCAUUGUAAGAGCAUAGAUAAUAUUGUAUUCAAGGGACCAUAAUCGGAUAAACUGAAGUGAUUAAGAAUGAUUUGAACCCUAAUUAUAAAACAUCCAUAUAAUUGGAGUAUCACUUUGAAGUCUAAUAACAUUUAAAGCUAGAAGUUUAUCAUUACAUCAGUCCAACUUAAUCUAAUGUAAGAUACUUCUCAUGAUUCUAGAUUGUUGGUAUUGCAGAAACUACGGUUGCUCAUAUAGUUGCUUCAAAAGAUCAAAUUUUAAUGGGGGAUUUAAUCACUUUCUCUGGUAGAAGGAGUGGCAAUUUCAUAAUUUAGGCAGUUGUAGUUGAGUAGACCAAAGAGGAUAUCCUCCUUACCUUAUCUGGACAUAACGUUAAAGAAACCAGAUUUUGGUUUUGGCAUGGCACAAGUCCAUAAUUAAAAUUCUACAGAUAUAUCAUGGAUGACAAUAACCCAGUCUUAAUUUAUGAAACUAAUUUUGCAAAGAAUACAACACAACCAACAUGGAAAGAUGUCACUUUCACAUCUUCGAAGUUAUGUGGUGGAGAUUAUCAGAUGGAUAUCAAAGUUGAAUUAUGGGAUCAUAGAAACAACGGUAAGCAUUUGUAUCUAGGAGAGACGACAUUUUGCGUAAAUGAAUUAAUAGAUCAUAAGAGGAAGAGUAUGAUAUUGCAAAAGGAAUUUAUAAACAAAACAAAAGGUGGGGAAUCUUUUGGAGUCCUUCAAUUCAAUAGAUUUUAAUUCAAUCACAACUAUACGCUUUUAGAAUAUUGUCGAGGAGGAUUAUAGUUAAAAUUGAUAACUGCCAUUGAUUUUACAGCUUCAAAUGGCAAAUUCAAUGAUCCAAAUUCAUUGCAUUAUAUGAAAAGUAAAGGAGCUCCCAGCCAAUAUUUAUAAGCCAUAACUAGUUUAAUGGAAAUUUUGAUAUGUUAUGAUCAAGAUAAGAAUGUGCCCGUUUAUGGUUUUGGAUGCAAACCAAAAAUGAAUUUGAUCAACACCAAUAAAACACUUUCUUCAUUUGCUCUUAAUGACAACCCAGAAGAUCCAGAGUAACUAAUUUUUAUUUAUAGUUUAAAGAGUAAUUGGUUUGGAUGGAAUAGUCUAAUGCUACAUUAAGUAAUUGCCUAAUUUGUGUUUCGAUGGUCCUGGCUAAUUGCUCCCGAGCUUGAAAAUCGCUAUGGAUAUGGCCUAUUAAUUGAAAUUAUAAGAUAGUGAUAAAUAUUAGAUUCUUUUGAUCUUCACACAUGGAUAGGUCAGUGAUAUGAAAGAAUUUACUAAUGAAUUAAUUGCUUUUUCGAACUUACCAUUAUCAAUCAUCAUAAUUGGUAUUGGAGAUGGCAACUUUGAUGAAUUGGAAAUCUUGAACAAUUAAGUCAAAUCCAUCGUAGAUAGUUAUGGAAACUAUGCAACUAGAAGUUUCCUUCAGUUCGUUCCUUUCAAUUAAUUUAAGAAUGAUCUCGCUAGGUAAGUCUUGCCUUAGAUAAAUAAAUAACUAUUGCAGUAUAUGAAAGUAUUGGAUAAGUCUCCUAAGCCUAUAAAUCAUAAGAACUUAUUAAAUCUAAAAUUGACAAGACAGUAUCCAUAACCAUAGCCAUGUGUACCCUUAUAACCGCAAUUCCCUUCAAAACUAUUAUAUCCUCCAUAAUUGGUAUUCCCUCCAUAAUUAUCAUAUCCAAAUUAACCACAAACAGGUGUUGCACUUAACUAACAAGCAUAUACAGAUUAAGCGUUUUAACAAGGCCUUGCGUAAUAAACGAAUUAAUAGUUCGCCCAUCCAUCAUAGUGA
Molecule: messenger RNA, 1939 nt
Organism: Paramecium octaurelia
Lineage: Eukaryota; Ciliophora; Oligohymenophorea; Peniculida; Parameciidae
Source: the annotation of a GenBank genome assembly